Phodopus roborovskii (desert hamster) is the source of this 1262-nucleotide messenger RNA. RefSeq names its product pyrroline-5-carboxylate reductase 3 (gene Pycr3). The transcript is spliced from 6 exons. The coding region runs from base 11 to 835 and encodes 274 amino acids. Gene Ontology annotation, molecular function: pyrroline-5-carboxylate reductase activity. Lineage: Eukaryota; Metazoa; Chordata; Mammalia; Rodentia; Cricetidae. Gene Ontology annotation, biological process: L-proline biosynthetic process. The record is from RefSeq and is a predicted model, not a curated record.
AAGGCGCACAAUGGCGGCUGCAGGGUCUGAACAUCUGCGUGUGGGCUUCGUGGGCGCAGGUCGCAUGGCGGAGGCCAUCGCCCAAGGCCUCAUUCGAGCAGGCAAAGUGGAAGCUAAGCAAGUGCUGGCCAGUGCACCAACAGACAGGAAUCUCUGUCACUUCAGGGCUCUGGGUUGCCAGACUACUAACUCCAACCAGGAAGUGCUGCAGAACUGUUCACUUAUCAUCUUUGCCACCAAGCCUCAAGUCCUCCCAGAUGUUCUGGCAGAAGUGGCCUCUGUAGUCACUACUGAGCACAUUGUGGUAUCUGUGGCUGCUGGGGUCUCUCUGAGUUCCCUGGAGGAGCUGCUGCCCCCAAAAACACGAGUGUUUCGAGUCUCUCCCAAUCUACCUUGUAUAGUCCAGGAGGGGGCCAUGGUGAUAGCACGGGGCCACCAUGCUGGGAAUGAUGAUGCUGAGCUCCUACAGAACUUGCUGGAGGCCUGUGGACAGUGCAUAGAAGUUCCUGAGUCCUACGUAGAUAUCCAUACUGGCCUUAGUGGCAGUGGUGUGGCCUUUGUAUGCACAUUCUCGGAGGCCCUGGCUGAAGGUGCCAUCAAGAUGGGCAUGCCCAGUGGCCUGGCCCACCGCAUUGCUGCCCAGACCCUGCUGGGGACUGCCAAGAUGCUGCAGCAGGAAGGGAAGCACCCAGCCCAGCUUCGGACAGAUGUGCUCACACCAGCUGGAACCACCAUCCAUGGGCUUCAUGCCCUAGAGCAGGGCGGUCUUCGAGCAGCUACCAUGAGUGCGGUGGAAGCAGCUACCUGCCGGGCUAAGGAACUCAGCAAGAAGUAAGCGGGGCUCCAGGGUGAGACUAUAGGCUCUUUGCCCAGCUACAGUCUUUGAGUAGUGAUUACAGUCCCUUGUGGGUGUUGUAGUGUGCUGCUCUCCACACUUCACGGCCAUCAUUUUCAUCAGAGAAGCUGUGACUACUUAUAAGAGACCCUUAAGAUUGGGCCUGUUACCUGUGACAUUCAGUGAAGGAGGCAGGGAUUUGACCCUCAUCUGUGAUUCUAGCUCCUCCCUCUGCACCUCUCAGCCAGCUGUAAUUGUAUUCCAAUUGCACAUUGCCUCAUGGCCUCAGGAGGUGGUAGACUAUAUAGCCCGUGGAAGACUAACUGAAGAAGGAGAUGUUUCCGUCUUUGCAGAUAUGGGGGACAUCAUCAUCCAUGCUGGCAUGAAAUAUUUUCAUGAUGUGGCUGCUCCUGUAAGCCCAAUAAAC